ACGUGUCCAGCAGGGCAAUGCCUUUCUGACGUCACGCUACUCCGUUUUGUUUACAAAAUGGAAGGACCGGAGAGUCUGUCCCUGAAUUAUUUGCCCGAGAAUAUUUUAAUAGACAUCUUAUCCUGCCUCGGCGUAAGAGACCUUCUUCGAAUAAGCAGAGUCUGCAAGAAGUGGAGAAGGAUUGUCCAGGACAAGAAGCUGUGGGUGCACGUGGACCUGAGUGGGUACAGCAUGGUCUCCUCCAAGGUGCUGUGGCUGCUGCUGCGCCGGUACCUGGGCAGCGGGCUGCUCUCUCUGAGCCUGCGAGGGCAGCUGGGCUCGCUCCGGAAGCAAGGGCUCCUCUCCCCAGCCCUGCUGCGGGCCCUGAGCCAGCGCUGCCCCCGGCUGCGACUCCUCUCCCUCACCCAGGAGGACCUCAAGGGGCUGGGCAGCCACCACCAGCUCCCGGCUUCUCUGCGGGCCCUGGGGAUGUGCCGCUGUGAGGUCCCGCCCCUGUUCUUCCGAGCCGCUCCACAGGGAAGCGUCAGGACGGGGCUGGAGACUCUCGUCCUGAGGAACGUGCCGUCCUUCUGCGACUCCCACCUCAAAUCCCUCGCCUCCCAGGUCUCUCUGAAGACGCUGGUUCUGUCUGGUACCUACCGCGUGACGGACCUGGGGAUCGGGGACAGCGCGGAGAGCCUGGCCCAGCUGUCCCGUCUGGAGCUGCACGGCUGUGGCGUGUCGGAGACCGUCCUGCACUUUGUGGGGCGCCACAUGAGGAAGCUGAGGGCCCUGCAGCUCUCGGGUCUCCCCUCCUUGACGGGGGCCGGGCUGGGCUGCAUCUCCCAGCUCCCAGAGCUGGAGACCCUGAGCUUGGAGCGUUGCCGUGGCAACGGCGAGGGGGAGGGGCUGCUGAACCCCGAGGUCAUCGUCGCAGCCUGUCGCCCCCUUCCCGCUCUCAGGACCCUCCGCCUGAGCCAGAGCGAUUUCGGGGGUCCAGAGGCGAUCGGCAAGGUGAGGGAGGGGCUGCCGGGGUGCCUGGUCACCAGCGCCCCCUAUCCCUCCCCCCUGGUACUGACUCCAUGGGGCACAAGCAGAUGACAGUCUUUAUCAUGUCUUUCCAAUGAAUUGCUCUUUUCAUUUGCCUCUUCACUGAGGUCCUAUUAUAAUUACUGUAAGUGACUCUGCAGCAGCAGCAGUAAUCUAUAGGUCACCCCCUAAUCCAGGGGUUCCCAACUCCGAUCCGGGGGACCCCCUGUGUGCCGGUUUCCAUCCCAACCGAGCUCUCAAUUACUGAACUAGACCCCUAAUUGAACGGAUCAUUUGCUUAAUUAGACCUUUGUCAUUGUUUUCAGCUCUUAAACAGCUGCAUAUUUCAAGUUAGCUCUAACACUUGAGAAGUAACUUGAACUUCAACUGUUUAAGAGCUGAAAACAAGUACAGAGGUCUAAUUAAUCACAUUAUUAGUUUAAUUAAGGGUCUAGUUCAGUAAUUAAGAGCUUGGUUGGAAUGAACACCCCAGCAGACACAGGGGGUCCCCAAGACCGGGGUUUGAGAACCCCUGGACUAGUCUCUGUAAGUCGCUUUGGAUAAAAGCGUCUGCUAAAUGACUCAUAAUUAUUAUUAUUAUUAUUAUUAUUAUUAUUAUUAUUAUUAUUGUUAGUACGUCUUACUGUUUAAGGGGUGGUUGCAUAUCAUUAUGAUCCACUCCUGUUCGUUUAGUUUAGUAGAAUAGUUUUAUUUUUUUUAAAAUUUUUAAUUUUUUUGCAUUGUCGUCUCCUUAAUGUUUACACUAGGGAUGGGAGUCAGACUCGCGUUGCGUAGCGGCUUGAUCCAUUCCUAGGCAGAUUUGAUAUAUAGAUUUCAUUCUCUCAUCCUUAGUGUUUCUGUUGAAGUCUCUCUCAGGUGCUUGUGAUGUCAUUUUACUGCUCGGUGAAGGACGUCUACAGGGAUGGGAGUCAGACUCGCGUUGCGUAGCAGCUUGAUCCAUUCCUAGUCAGAUUUGAUAUAUAGAUUUCAUUCUCUCAUCCUUAGUGUUUCUGUUGAAGUCUCUCUCAGGUGCUUGUGAUGUCAUUUUACUGCUCGGUGAAGGAUGCCUACAGGGAUGGGAGUCAGACUCGCGUUGCACAGCAGUCUGAUCCAAUGCAUUGAAUUGCAUUACAGUUCAAUGAUACUUGAAGCUGUAUCGUUUUGUAUUGAUUUUUGAUUGAUAUAUAAAUUAUAAAGUGCCGUAAUAUUGCAGCCAAAUAAAAUACUAUUGAUAUAUAA
Messenger RNA from Acipenser ruthenus (sterlet), 2247 nucleotides. Its product is annotated as F-box/LRR-repeat protein 12-like. Gene Ontology annotation, cellular component: SCF ubiquitin ligase complex. Gene Ontology annotation, biological process: SCF-dependent proteasomal ubiquitin-dependent protein catabolic process. Bases 58 to 1080 code for a protein of 340 amino acids. Gene Ontology annotation, molecular function: protein binding. The record is from RefSeq and is a predicted model, not a curated record. Lineage: Eukaryota; Metazoa; Chordata; Actinopteri; Acipenseriformes; Acipenseridae. The transcript is spliced from 4 exons.